AUGUCUUCGACACCAAUGAAAAAACCUGAUAGAUUCAAUGCCAGCAAUAAAGGAUACUGUAGUGUGUUCGGUAUUAAAGCUUCAAUCAUUAUUGUCGGUUUUCUUCUGCUGGUAGCUGUUCUCUCGUUGUCUUACUUAUCAUUUUGGACAAUUGUAACCAAACAUAAAUACGCCUUGCUCGCUUCAGCCUAUCUUUACACGACUGCAACAUAUUGCUUAUUAUUAUCAGCAAUAAUUACGUGUGUAGCAAUUAUUGUCCUAUUUAUUACUUCGUGGAAUGAAUAUGAAAAAGGAUUGAAAUUUACGUUAUUGAUAUUGGUAUUAACAUUUGCUUGCGAAAUAACAGCUGGUUUACUGGCAUUUGGUUAUACAGUUAAUCUCGAAGAACGUUUAUCAAUAAACCUACUUGAAACCAUUCAAUAUAAGUAUCUGUUCGAUGGUGGAAAAACGAAAUCAUUCGAUCAAAUGCAGAGACUCCUUCGAUGUUGUGGAUCAAAAUCAUUUGGAGAUUGGCAAUUGAAUCCACAUUUUAACGCAUCGAUGAAUUCAGCGGUACCCGACAGUUGUUGCAAAUCGUAUGAACCGAAAUGCGCUCGAAAACCGUACGGCAAACACCCGUCGAAUAUAUUUUCUCACCUGUUACUAAUUACACUUGGAUGUGUUACAGUAGGCGUCGCAUCUCUUCAGAUAUUUAUUAUCAUGCUGCUUGUCUGGCUGAUAAAGCGUCUCGAAAAAAUACGAAUUCGUAAUCAAUCGACUAUAUCUGCCAGCAAAGUGCGUCGUAUGUCGAAUGAGAUUACUUAUUAUCCAAUUCAAUCGUCGGCAUCGGUCAAAUAA
Molecule: messenger RNA, 837 nt
Organism: Adineta ricciae
Lineage: Eukaryota; Metazoa; Rotifera; Eurotatoria; Adinetida; Adinetidae
Source: the annotation of a GenBank genome assembly